AUGUUGGGAAUAGAGUGGUGUGAUCUGUGUAAAGUCUAUCUAUCGUCGAGAGCAUUACUGGAUAUACAUGUUAAUGGCAAACGUCACCACAAAAAGCUUAUAGAGCGUGAUGCGCUGCUGUCCUUAGCCGCUCGGUCGGUAUUUGUUUCUGGACUAAAUCCUGAAAUUGUCGUCACCGACACCGAGAUUUCAGAGGCCCUCAGCUGUUUUGGAAAGGUAGAAAAAGUUCAUUUGGAUAUUAAAGGAGGCAAAUAUGCGAUCGUUGAAUUUGACCAAGAAUUUUCGGCUAAUAAAGCAAUUUUUGAAGGCGAAGUUCAUAUUGGGCUUCAAACCGUAUCGAUACGACCACGCAAAAUAAAUUUCGACCAAUGUAAGAAAAAGUUAAACUCGCAUAUAAUCGAUAUUAAUAAACUUAUCAACGAAAUUAAUGGCUCGGCUACAUUUGCUGAACAAGUGAAUACUUUAUUAGAACUGUAUUGCCUCAAUGAUGCCGAGGUUGCAGAACGAACCGAUUGUACUCAAAUGCUUACUGCAGCUCUCGGUGAUUACUUUUCGUCAAAUGUUCAUGUGCGAAUUUUUGGCUCCUCAUCAACAUCUCUUGGUACGAAAGGUUCCGACAUUGAUGCAAGUUUGUUUUUCAAUGUACCACUUACCGAAGCACAUUCCGCAGGAGAUUUGGCGAGGAAUAAAUAUAUAUUGCUGACCUGCGAUAUUGCUGCAUUAAGAGGGCGUAAAAUUUGUGCUGAAGAAUAUGCUAGGCUUACCGAGGCUGAUCGUGUUCGUUUGCUGAAUAAAAUAGCGAAUGAUAUACGAAAGCGUGGUACGGCAUAUGUUACUGGUCAAUAUCCAAUCCUUGACGCUCGUUGCCCGCUCGUGCGACUUGAUGUUAAUCGAAAAUAUACCGUGGAUUUAUCUGUGGAUAAUUAUCUUGGCUAUGCAAAAUCGAAUUGGCUUAAAAGUAUCGUGUACUGUGAUUCCUCGCAACUUAUUCGGAAAUUUUUUGUGUCCUUUAGGUUUUGGGCUCAUGCAAAUGAGCUGUUGAAGGCUGAUGGAAAAAAGCGGUCGCAUUUUAACGCUUACAUUUUGAACAUGCUGUGCGUAAUAUAUCUGCAACUGCACAAUUAUAUUUCCUCUCUUCAACGAGCUCAGAAAGAAGUGGUUGUAAAUGGGUGGAGGAUUGAUUUUUUUGUUGAUAAUGUGGAUUUAUCCUAUCUGACACUUAGCAAAUUAUUUAAGGAUUUUUUUAUUUGGUUCGUUCAGUUGAAAUUGAAAGACAUCAUAUUGUGUCCUUAUCUGGGUAAUACUGUUUCAUUCGAUCAGUUCCAACAGUUAUAUCCAGACAGCAGGGAUCCACUGGAAUGGUCGCAUAAUGUUUCCAUGUUGGUUUCUGAGAAAUAUAUUGGUGCCAUGCGUCGUCAAAUGAUGUUUGCAUUGUCGCGGAUGAAAAUAGCACCAGAUUCAUUCUUGGCCAUAUUGCAAAAAACAUAUGACACUGAUAUUGAUACUAAGUCGUCUUUAGAUUAUACACUGAAAAUCCACGUUGGAGUUUGUCAAGCAGACCAGUGCAUGAAUGCUGUAAAUCAUAUUUUCGUCAAAAUUUUAGCAUUCUCGCCAGCUGUAGAACCAUUUGAGAAGCGACCACGGCUCGACGAUACUUCCAAUGAGUUUUGUAGUAUUUACUUAAUUAAGCGACGUAUUUGGGAGGGUCGGAGACAAAAGCGACGUCAAAUAAUGCGAGAAUGUCCUGCGCUCUUAAACGAUUCAACAGCUCUGGAGGAAGCAGUUACUCAACAAAUCAGUCAAACCAGUGAAGAAAUAUCACUUUGUUUCAAAACAUGUGUGAAACGGAAGGCUGCAGAGUGCUGGCUUGAAUUCGUUUUGAUCAAUGGAUCAAUGGUGGAAUUUAAUAGUCUCAUUCAUUUCUUGCAGCACUUUAUCCCAGCUCACCUCAACAAUCUUCUAUUAUUCCCUUUCGACACUCCUGUGGAAUAA
Molecule: messenger RNA, 1992 nt
Organism: Cercopithifilaria johnstoni
Lineage: Eukaryota; Metazoa; Nematoda; Chromadorea; Rhabditida; Onchocercidae
Source: the annotation of a GenBank genome assembly